AUGGUCAUUCAGUGUCACUACGCAUCGUCAUUUAAGCCAUACAACGUCGUAUGUUACUUCGCCAGCUGGUCGGUCUACCGAGAAGGAGCUGGUGCCUUCAACAUCAGCUACAUUAUCCCAAGCUACUGCACCCAUUUGGUGUACACCUUCGCUGGACUGAACCUGGCCGGUGGAGUCGAUUCCUUGGACUACUACAACGACAUCAAUGUUAACAAGGGUUAUGCAAAGAUCGUUGAACUGAAGGAGGAGAAUCCAUGUCUGAAGGUGAUCUUGGCAGUUGGGGGAUGGAAUGAAGGAUCGGAGAAAUAUUCAUUGAUGGCGGAAUCGGAGGAAACCAGAAAUGCCUUUGCUGACCAUGCUUUACGGUUUUUGGUUCACUUUGGAUUUGAUGGUCUUGACUUAGACUGGGAGUAUCCAACAACGAGAGGUGGCCUUCCGGAGGAUCGUGAAAAUUUCGUUCUCUUACUGGAGACAUUGCGCGACAAAUUCCAGCAUCGAAAGAAACUGCUUACCAUUGCGUUGAGCGGUUCAACAAGUGUUAUUGAGCAAGCUUAUAACAUAAAAGCGUUGUGCGAAAUCUUGGACUUCAUAAAUCUUAUGGGCUACGACUACGGUUUAAAGACGAAGACCAGUGUAGAUGCACCGUUGUAUCCCGAUCAGACGACACGAUCCGAAUCCAUUGAUGGUGCCAUUUCGUUGAUUCGCAAAAGUGGUUGUCCACUGACUAAGAUUAAUCUUGGAAUUCCAACCGUGGCUAAGACAUAUACUUUGAAACCGGAAGCGGCUGGCCGAGCUACACCAGGUGCCGAUGUUCAAGGCCAGGGACGGGCAGGACCUUUCACGAAGAACGCAGGUACUCUCGGCUUCAAUGAGCUGUGCGCAAUGAUGGAAGAGAGCAAAUGGAAUAUCAAACCGUUGAGGAAUGUGGGUGUAAAAAUUGCUGUUCUAAAAGAUCAAUGGGUAACCUAUGACGAUCGGGAAACGGUAGCGGAAAAGACCCAGUACGCCAAGGAUAAAGGUUUGGGUGGUGUGAUGUUCUGGACGGUCGAUACCGAUGAUUUUCAUGGCGAUUGCUACAAUGAAGCUUAUCCGUUGCUGCUAGCAGCAAAUAAGAUAUUUAAGUACGUUUAA
Messenger RNA from Sabethes cyaneus, 1131 nucleotides. Its product is annotated as probable chitinase 2. The record is from RefSeq and is a predicted model, not a curated record. Lineage: Eukaryota; Metazoa; Arthropoda; Insecta; Diptera; Culicidae. Gene Ontology annotation, biological process: carbohydrate metabolic process; chitin catabolic process. The transcript is spliced from 5 exons. Gene Ontology annotation, cellular component: extracellular region. Gene Ontology annotation, molecular function: chitin binding; chitinase activity. Bases 1 to 1131 code for a protein of 376 amino acids.